AUGUAUCAAAAUGAAACAGAAUAUUAUAGUGGUAGCGGUUUUAAGGAAUCUGGGAUAAUGAAAAAAUGGAAAGAGAAACUCCUUAUAUUUUAUUUAAAUACUCAGGUAAUUAUAAUUUGAUUAUUUAAAAGGUUUUAUAGAUAUAAGAUGUUAAGGAUUAAACAUAAAAAUAGAUUAGAAUUUAUGAUUACACGAAGAAAAGAUUAGGCAGAAAUUAAGAUAAAUAUGUGAUAAAGUUGUGGAAUUAAUAAAAUGAGAUCAAAUUAGGAUGGAAUAAUGAGAAAGAGUAUUUGUAAUGGUGUGAUUGCUUUUCUGGAGAAUGGUAGAAAAAGUUGAUCCAAAGAAAAGUUUUAGAAGAAUUUGAUAGAUCAUUACCUGAAGUAGAACCUUACAUUGAUAAAUAACCAUUAGUAAUAAAAUCUCAAGCUAAGCCAAGUUUAUUGUCAAGGGAGAAAAUUUAGAAGAUGAUUCCAUAUUUACCUGAUUUCAUAUAGGUAUUAUUUAUUAUAAUAAAAUAUUAGAAAGAUAUGGAAAUAUUGUUGUAGAACACAUUAUAAAAUUUGGAUGGUUUCAGUGAUAUUCAGAAUUUUAAAUAAAUUUUAGAUUCAGAAAAUGUCCAGUUAUAUUAGGACACAAAUGAUAAUUUGCAUAUGAAAUUAAUUUAUUAUUCUAAAAUAGAACCACGUAGAAUCUAUGAUGUAAAUAUACAAUUAAUAUUUUAGGAACAUAUUAUGCCAUCUACUUAAAAUUGGAUGCCUCAUUUAAUUAAAUAAUUUUAAGUAUAUCCUACUAAAAAAGGAUGUAGUUUAGUUUAUGCUGAAUUAUAAUUUGAUGAAAAUUCUUGUGAAAAUAUAAAAAUUAUUGAAAAUCAAGAUCUAUCUAUGAAUAAAAAAGAUAAUGAUAUAAUAAGGAUUGUAUUUACAUAAAAAGGAUUUGAGAAGGAUGGAAUUUAUUGUAUAUUUCGUAAAUAUACUGGAUAGGAGAUAUAUCAUGAUUAAAUUGAUCUUAAUUUGGCUUAGCAUUUAGAUCAAUAUAAAAUAAUUAGAUCUGCUUUAGUAGUUUAAUCUUCCAAGUAUGAUUUUGAUAAUCAUUUAGUAAGUAAGAAUAUAAGAGUUUGUUAAUUGAAGAAAUAUAUGUUGAAUGCUAAGAUAAAGAUGCAGGAGAAAAGAUGUUGAAAGUCUUGUUAAUGAAUAUUACUUCUAAUGAUAGAAAUUUAAUUUAAAUUUAAGAAUAAAUCUAAUAGAUAACAGAAAAUGUAAUUACUAAAAAUUACGAAAGUUUAGAUACUCUACAAAUCUCUAUUAAACUAACAGAUUAAGAAAUCUUCAGAAUAACAUCUGAAUAACAUUAAAUACAAUCUCGAGAAGAGUUUCUCAAACUGAUUGACAAAGUCUACAAUGGAGAAUAUAUAAAUGAAGCCAUAAAUUCUUAUUCAGAUUAAAGAAUAUUAUAAGGAUUAACUUAGCAAUUAGAUAAUACUGAAGAAGAUGGACAUUUCAUGUAUACUAAACAUUAUAGAGUUGAUUCAUAAAGAGGUGGAUUGACUUACCAUAAUGAAAGACUAUUAAAAGAUCAAAGAUCUGUACUCUUGAAUAUGAUCAAGAGAAUUGGUUCUAAUAUAAUUAAUGGUAAAUCUGUUAUGUCAGUUUCAUUACCAAUAUAGAUUUUUGAGAGCAGAUCAUUUUUGGAAAGAAUGGCAAGGGCUUAAGGACAUGCACCAUUAUUUUUGGAGCCUGCAGCCCAAUCAAUUGAUGUGAAAGAAUAAAUGAAAUUAACUCUAGCAUUCUAUUUUUCAGGUUUUAUGAUGGGAAUUUAAUAAGAGAAACCUUUUAAUCCUAUUUUAGGCGAAACCUUUUAAGGUAGGAUAAAAGGUUGUCCUAUAUAUUUGGAAUAGACUUCUCAUCAUCCUCCUAUUUCUAAUUAUAUUAUGUUUGGUAGAGACUAUAAAUUAUAUGGAGCAUUUAGUCCUAUUGUUAAUAUGGGAUGUAAUAGUUUGUCUGGAGAAUAACAAGGUCAUAGUGUUGUACAUUUUCUAAACACAAACUUAAAGUUUUAUUACAUUAAUCAACCAUUUACUGUUUAUAAUAUUAUUACUGGAUAAAGGAAUGUAAAUUGUCAUAAAAGAAGUUUUUGUUUUUAACCUGAUCUUUAAUUAUGUGCUGUCAUCCAAUUUAAUCCAAAAGAUAAAAAUAGUAGUUUCUUUUCUAAAUCUAAUUAACCAAUAGAUUACUUUGUUGGUUAAAUUCAUAAAGUUACUCCUAUGUGUAUUGAGAGAUGUAAAUUAGCACAUCGUACAGGUUCAGGAUUGAAUAUGAAACUUAAGAUAAAAUAAGAAGAAAUUUUAGAAAGUUAUGAAUAAUUAACUGGUAGAUGGACAUCUCAUCUAGAUAUAAAUAAUUAAAGAUAUUGGGAUAUUAAUGUUCAUAGGUACAAUAAUUAAUUUAUCAUAGACCUUUUAUUUUAGAGCUUGAAUCUAAACCACUACCAUCAGAUUGUCUAUAUAGACUAGAUUUAUUAUUAAUGAAGCGAAAAGAAAUACAAAGAGCCUAGGAUAUGAAAGAGAAGAUGGAAGUAGAAUAAAGAAGGGACUAAAAGUUAAGACCAAGAAGGUAAAUCUGAUGUAAUAUAUAAUUUAAAUGAAUACACUCUUAAUUUGCUUAUCUCAUCAGAAUAAUAUUUAUUAAAAUACUUAUGGAUUUUGAAAUCAAUGAUUCCAUUCAAGCAGAAAAGAGAAAAUAUCUCCUUCUAACCUUAAAUGGAUAACCAGAUGCUAAUAUCAUUAGGUUUAAGUUUUUUUAAGUAAUUUGAUUGUAUUAACCAUAGAGGUAAAUUUGUAUGGCUGAUAUCAAAAUUAAAGCUGAGAAUUAUUAUCAAAUGAAAAUUCAAUGUCUUAGAUUGUUUACUUAAUAAGGCAUAGAGAUAUUUUAAGAAGAUCUUCCAUAUAUAAAAGAGGGGACUCUCCUAUAUAUAUCAGACAGUAUACAUUGUAUCCAAUUUAUUUCUUAGGUAGCGAUUUUGAUGCUUAUUCAUAAAUAAGUGUUUACCAAAUAGUGAAAGUACUUGGAGAGGGUGGAUUUGGGAAGGUGAUGUUAGGUAAACAUAAAGUAACAGGAGAACAGGUAGCAAUAAAACUGAUAGAUUCUGGGAAAUUAUGGAAUGCUGAGGAUAUUGAUUUAGUGUUUAGAGAGGCAGAAGUGAUGAAGAAUCUUAGACAUAAUAAUAUCAUAAAAAUAUUAAACUAUUAUACACUUCCAAAUAUGUAAGUUGUUUUAAUAAUGGAAUUCUUACAAGGAGGGGAUUUGGUUGAAUAUAUUUAAGGUGUAUAAUAAUAUAAUAAAUUUAGAAAAAGGAGGAUUGUCAGAGGAAGAAGCUAGAGUAAUAUUUCGAUAGAUUGCUGAGGCUAUUCGUUAUUGCCAUGAUAAACGUCUUAUUCAUAGAGAUUUGAAAUUAGAAAAUGUUUUAUUGACAUCCAAAGUAGAAAAAAUGAUUAAAAUAAUUGAUUUCGGUAUUGCAACAGUUUCAACAAAUUUUACAAUUGAUAAAGUUGACAGAGGAUCAUUAAGUUACAUGCCUCCAGAAGUAGUAGGUGGUUAAGCUACUGAAAUAAGAUCAUCUAUAGAUAUUUGGGCAUUAGGAGUAAUCUUAUAUGCUCUUGUUUGUGCUAAUUUACCUUUUACUUCUAGAAAUGAUGAGUAAACUAUUGACAAUAUCUUAAAGUGUAAUUAUACAUUCCCUUCUCAUCUUAUUCUAAGCAAAGAAUAUAAGGAGUUAGUAACUAAUAUGUUGAAUCCUGAUCAAUCAGAAAGAUAUUCAGCAUAUUAAAUACUAAGUCAUCCUUGGAUGUAAAAGGUUUUGACUUAAUCACCUACUAAAAUGCUUAAUCCUCGUACUUUAGCUAAUAAAAAGAAUAAAAAAACAUUAAUCUAAAUGGGAAUUAAGAAGGAAAUAACUAUGGCUGGACCUAGUCGUCAUUCCUAAUAACCUUAAAUUAGAGCUGGUGCAACUAUGCUAAAGCCUACUUCAAAUCAAGGUUUUGUACAAGUUAUGUAUGAUCUUCAAACUCGAAACUUUUUAGUAAUUAUUAGUAUAUAAAUUUUAGAAAUAAGAAGAUCAAUCUUCUCCUCGAUCAUCUCUCAACUUCUUAGGUGAUUUAGUUAAUAAAUCUAAUUAAGAGCCAGAUGAAAUUAUCAAUUCAGAAAAACCUAAGAUAAAAACACCUUUGACAAGGAAGUAUUCUGAUUUUAAUUAAAAAUUGAUUGAUAAAAUCUUUUUAGAAGAUUCAAAAAGGGAAAAAAUUAAAUAAUGGAGAAAGAGUUAAGCUAAGAAAUAAGGUAAUCAUCUUAAAUCCCAAUCUCAGGGAUCCAUUAUUAAUUGUGUUUAGAAUAAUUAUGUUUCUGCUCGAAGUGCAAAUACUUCUCCACUUUAAACAGCCUCUAGAUCUGGACUCUAAUCUCCAAAUCUCCUUUAUAGUGUAAGAAGUACAGCAAAAUCAAAACGAAAACCUUAAAGUUAAUUGGAAAUUCAAACCAUUCUUAAUCUUAGUUAGAAAAUAGAAUGGAAAUAAUUAUUUGCUAGUCCUACUUACUCUUCAAGGGAUAAUCCAUUAAAGAUUCAGAAAACUAAUUAACAUAAAGCAGACUAGCUUUACAAAAUAUAAAUCUAAUUUAAAUAACGCAAAAGAAAUUCAGAUAAUCUUUUAUAGAAAUAAUUGAAUUUAAAUAAUAAAGAAAUUACAAUUUAAAAAUUGUGUAAUAUAAUAUUUUCAGCUAGAGUAAGAGCAAAUAAUAAAUGA
Paramecium pentaurelia is the source of this 4792-nucleotide messenger RNA. NCBI's taxonomy places the organism in Eukaryota, Ciliophora, Oligohymenophorea, Peniculida, Parameciidae. The record is from the annotation of a GenBank genome assembly.